AUGACGGCACGUCUCGAUUUCGAUCUCGUUGUCACCAACGGAGUGUGUGUCACGGCGUCCGACAUUGCUCCACUCGACAUUGCAAUCAAGGAUGGGAAGAUCGCACUGCUCGCUCCCUCUGGCUCGUUGGCGGGCACUGGAGCGCGAGAAAUCGACGCCGAGGGCGGAUACGUCAUGCCGGGCGGCGUCGACUGUCAUGUGCAUCUACAAGAGCCACCGCUUUUUGGCGGCAAAGGAAGGUGUGCCGACACGUACGAGACUGGGACGCGGUCGGCCAUCGCGGGAGGCACCACCACCAUCGUCUCGUUUGCGCCGCUGGAGAAGGGAGCCCUCUCGCCGCUUGCUGCCGUUCGAGCGACGCACGCCGUUGCCGACGGCAAUUGCUACUGCGACUACGGGUUCCACCUUCUCAUGGGCAACGCGAGCCCGGAGGCCCUGUCGGAGCUGCCGGCGCUCAACGACGAGGGCAUCAGCUCGAUCAAGAUCUACAUGACGUACGAGGCCCUGCAGCUGCGCGACGACGAGAUCCUGUCCGUGCUCCUGAAGGCGCGUCAGAACGACGUCUUCGUCAUGAUGCACGCCGAGAACGGCGACGUGCUGAACUGGCUGACCGACCGGCUCGAGGCCGCGCAGCUGUUCGCGCCAAGGUACCACGCCAACUCGCGGCCGCCCAUCCUCGAGGCCGAGGCGACCAACCGCGCGAUCGCCCUGUCGUCCCUCAUCGCCGACACGCCCAUCCUCCUCGUGCACAUCAGCGACCCCGGCGCCGCCUCGCGCAUCCGCGACGCCCAGACGCGCGGCCAGCCCGUCUUCGCCGAGACGUGCCCGCAGUACCUGUUCCUCACGCGCGAGGACCUCGCGAAGCCGGGCUUCGAGGGCGCAAAGUGCGUGUGCGCCCCGCCGCCGCGCACGCGCGCGGACCAGGACGCCAUGUGGACGGGCCUGCGCAACGGCACCUUCGCCCUCCUCAGCUCCGACCACUGCCCCUUCCGCUACGACGACGACCGGACCGGCAAGAAGACCUGCCUCUCGGACGCGUACCCGCUCGGCCGCUUCAGGCACAUCCCCAACGGCCUGCCGGGCGUCGAGACCAGGAUGCCCCUCACCCUGUCCGCCGCGGACGGGCUCGACCUCACAAAGUUCGUCGAGGUCACGUCCACCAACGCCGCCAAGCUGUACGGCCUCUAUCCCAAGAAGGGCGCCUUGCUGCCCGGCCUGUCGGACGCCGAUCUGACCGUCUGGUACCCCGACGGGAGGGUGAACACGACCCUGACGAACGACAUGCUCCAUCACAACGUCGACUACACCCCGUUCGAAGGACGGCCGAUCAAGAACUGGCCGCGCUACACGAUCUUGCGCGGUAAGAUCGUCUGGGACCGAGACAACGGCGGAGUCGUCGGCGACAAGACCUUUGGCCAGUUCAUAAAACGUGGUCGAUCCAUCGGGGUUUGGAAAGCGAACGCAAAAGAAUUUGAUCUGGAAAAGCUGUAGUUCGGAGGAGACACAACGCAGCAGGCAGAUCCUGCGCCUUGCCCGGCGAUCUUUGGCAUUGCCUAUCGCACACCUCUGCGAAGGUGGACGUGAAUCAUAGUCUAUGCUUAACCUAGAGUGUUGCGGUCUUGCCUAAUCAUCUAGAACUGCUUCGGCCGGCC
Verruconis gallopava is the source of this 1652-nucleotide messenger RNA. Its product is annotated as dihydropyrimidinase. Gene Ontology annotation, molecular function: hydrolase activity, acting on carbon-nitrogen (but not peptide) bonds. The coding region runs from base 1 to 1491 and encodes 496 amino acids. NCBI's taxonomy places the organism in Eukaryota, Fungi, Ascomycota, Dothideomycetes, Venturiales, Sympoventuriaceae. The transcript has 2 exons. The record is from RefSeq and is a predicted model, not a curated record. Gene Ontology annotation, cellular component: cytoplasm.